AUGACUAAGCGGAGCGGUCCGAGUGCGUCGGCGUCAAAAAAAAUUCCUCCGGCUCCAGCAACCACGACUCCAGCAAUUCUUAUCGCCAACUCACAAGACAAAACCGCCAAAAUGCAUCUUAUGUACACUCUCGGUCCCGAUGGCAAGCGUGUCUACACCUUGAAGAAGGUCGUUGACGGCAAGGUCUCCAAGUCCGCUCACCCCGCCCGUUUCUCUCCCGAUGACAAGUACUCUCGUCACCGUGUUACCCUGAAGAAGCGCUACGGACUCCUGCUCACCCAGCAGACCGACGAUGCUCCUGCUGUUUAA
This is a messenger RNA of Penicillium pulvis, 309 nucleotides long. Its product is annotated as H/ACA ribonucleoprotein complex subunit NOP10. Gene Ontology annotation, cellular component: box H/ACA snoRNP complex; box H/ACA telomerase RNP complex. Gene Ontology annotation, molecular function: telomerase RNA binding; box H/ACA snoRNA binding. The transcript is spliced from 7 exons. The coding region runs from base 1 to 309 and encodes 102 amino acids. Gene Ontology annotation, biological process: positive regulation of telomerase RNA localization to Cajal body; rRNA pseudouridine synthesis; snRNA pseudouridine synthesis. NCBI's taxonomy places the organism in Eukaryota, Fungi, Ascomycota, Eurotiomycetes, Eurotiales, Aspergillaceae. The record is from RefSeq and is a predicted model, not a curated record.